This is a messenger RNA of Ipomoea triloba (trilobed morning glory), 1182 nucleotides long. RefSeq names its product F-box/FBD/LRR-repeat protein At1g13570-like. Bases 1 to 1182 code for a protein of 393 amino acids. The record is from RefSeq and is a predicted model, not a curated record. NCBI's taxonomy places the organism in Eukaryota, Viridiplantae, Streptophyta, Magnoliopsida, Solanales, Convolvulaceae. Gene Ontology annotation, molecular function: protein binding. The transcript is spliced from 3 exons.
AUGGCACCAGUGAGAGAUAGAAUCAGUCAAUUUCCUGCAGAUAUACUUGACCACAUCUUGGGAUUUUUGCCAAUUCAAGAUGCUGCUAAAACCGCUGUGUUAUCUUCCAUUUGGAGAGAUGUUUGGCUUAGUCUUACCCAACUCAAUUUUGAUCAUAAGUUCUUUCUUUAUAUUAAUAAUAAACAUCGCCGUGCUAGCAAGUAUGUCAAGAAAUCAGCUGCAAGUUUAUACGUGAUCAACAAAGUUCUCCUGCUGCACAAAGGAACAAUUCGGAAAUUUGUUCUCUGUUUUUAUAAUGUUGGGAUACUUGCAAUUAGGUCUCGGUCUUAUGACUUCGAUGAAUGGUUACUUUUAGUAACACAGAAAGGUGUUGAAGAAAUCUACAUUCGUUUUGAGGAAAAAGCAUACCGGUUGCCAGGCUGCAUAUUUUCUUGCUCAACACUUAAGAGAUUGCAUCUUUAUGGUGUCAUUGUUGAUCCAAUCAAUUUGCCUUGCAUAUUACCUAAUGUUGCUUCACUUUGUUUUGAAUGGGUUGACUUUGGUCCUAUAAAUUGUCUAGAUUGUGCUAUUGAUGUUCUUGCACUCGAGGAUUUGUCAUUUAUCAGCUGUAAAAACACGUUUUAUUUUGACAUUACUGCUCCAAAGCUGCGUAGUUUAACAAUCAAAUCUGGCUCAUCUAACGAGUUGGGCAAAUUUCUCCCGGUUAACUUGGACUUGAGAUCUAUUUAUACUCUUGAUUUGGGUGGUUGUGUCCAGGGAUUUGUUAAAGAAUUCACCAAGAUGGGAUUUCGACUAAAUGUGAAAUACCUUAAGCUUUCAUGUUACGAAGAAUUCUAUACCCAAAGUGACAGAUCAUUUUCUGUGCUUGUUCAUUUGCUGCGAUUAUGCCCUAAAUUAUGCAAACUGCUCAGGUCAGUGGCUACUGAAUGUGUGGACGCCUUGUUGGAACUUCAUGAUGUGGCUCAAACAAAUACGAUGCUCCAUGCUUUAAAGUUUAUUUCAUUUAUAGGGUCACAUUCUGAAAUGCUUUUCAUUAAGAAGCUGCUUGCUAGUUUUUCAACACUUGAAAGGGUUGUCAUUGUUCGUGAGAAAUAUUACUGCAAAAAGGACUCUACUGAAAUUAUGCAGGAGCUUUGGAAUCUUCAUGUUGCCUCCACAAAAACGAAAAUUAUUAUUGUCUAG